UAGUUUUUGUUUUGUUUUGUUUUGUUUUUUUAAAGCUUCCAGGGAUAUUCUGUGUGCCGUCAGAGUUGAGAACUACCGUUCUAGAGCAUUAUACCGAUACAUUAAAACGUGGCUACAAAUACGGUUUUAGAAACAAUUAGUGCGACUUUUGCGCAUGCCCACAUCCUUUACAGCCUGUGUGGCUGGGCCCACUGAUGUCAUUUAUCCAGUCCCUCAAACUUGCACUGUCCUUCCACAAUCAGUGGGAGAAACAACCCUAACGUCCCUUUCUCUCCCUUGAAAUGAACUGCUAGCUGGCUCGGAGGGUGAGGCCCAGAGUCCAAGUCUGCGGUCUGUGUGGGGCUCUAGGCUCUAAGGAGGCGCCCAGGUCCCUAGAAGGCGGCGCCGGGUGAGGCAAUCCUGGACGCGGGUCGGGACCUGCCCGCAGCUACGCUGGGACGAGGAACCCAGAGCCAGUCCCGCGGCGCGGCAAGCGGCCGGGCGCUAAGGACUACAUUUCCCACAAUGCACUCCGGGGGCGGGCCGGGUCGGGCUGUGCGGCUGGAGCUGGGCCUUGGCUGCGAGAGGCCGGAGAAAGCUGUCUUCCUGCACUGGCGGCCGGCUGAGGGCGGUGGGAGGGCGCGGUGCCUGCGCUGUGGCCAUGUCUGUGUACGCAGGGGGCCGGGGCCCCGCGAAGCUGUGCCCUCAGGCCGGGCCCAGCCGGACACCCUUACCCCCCCAGGGCUCUGGCAGAGGGCAGUGACCGGCACCUUCUGUGCGUCCUGGGCCCCUCUGAGAAACAGGGUCUUGCUCUGGCACCCAAGCUGGAGUGCAGUGGUGCGAUCUUGGCUCGCUGCAACCUCUGCCUCCCGGGUUCAAGUGAUUCUCAUGCCUCAGCCUCCCGAGCAGUUGGGAUUACAGGCGCCCACCACGACACCUAGGAGAACCCAAAGGAUGGCUGCUGACAUGCAAAGGAAGAGAAGCAGUGAAUGCCCUGAUGGCACAUUGACUCCUUCUGAUGGACACAGUGUGGAGAGAGCUGAGAGCCCCACACCAGGACUGGCCCAGGGAAUGGAGCCAGGUGCUGGGCAGGAGGGUGCCAUGUUCGUCCAUGCCCGUUCCUACGAGGACCUGACUGAGUCAGAGGAUGGGGCAGCUUCUGGGGACAGCCCCAAGGAGGGUGCCAGGGGUCCCCCGCCGCUGCCUGCAGACAUGCGUCAGAUCAGCCAGGACUUUAGCGAGCUAAGCACCCAGCUGACGGGUGUGGCCCGGGACCUGCAGGAGGAGAUGCUGCCAGGAAGCUCUGAGGAUUGGCUGGACCCCCCAGGGGCAGUUGGCCGACCAGCCACAGAGCCCCCCAGGGAGGGCACAGCCGAGGGGGAUGAGGAGGAUGCCACGGAGGCAUGGCGCCUGCACCAGAAGCAUGUCUUUGUGCUGAGUGAGGCAGGGAAGCCUGUGUACUCCCGCUAUGGGUCUGAGGAGGCACUUUCCAGCACUAUGGGUGUUAUGGUGGCCCUGGUGUCCUUCCUGGAGGCAGACAAGAACGCCAUCCGCUCCAUCCAUGCAGAUGGCUACAAGGUAGUAUUCGUGCGCCGGAGCCCGCUGGUGCUAGUGGCAGUGGCUCGCACACGGCAGUCGGCACAAGAGCUGGCGCAGGAGCUGCUCUACAUCUACUAUCAGAUCCUGAGCCUUCUUACCGGUGCGCAGCUGAGCCACAUCUUCCAGCAGAAGCAGAACUAUGACCUACGGCGCCUGCUCUCGGGCUCAGAACGCAUCACCGACAACCUGUUGCAGCUCAUGGCACGAGACCCCAGCUUCCUGAUGGGGGCGGCACGGUGCCUGCCCCUCGCAGCAGCCGUGCGCGAUACUGUGAGUGCCAGCCUACAGCAGGCACGGGCGCGCAGCCUGGUCUUCUCCAUCCUGCUGGCCCGCAACCAGCUCGUGGCACUUGUGCGCCGAAAGGACCAAUUUCUGCACCCCAUCGACCUGCACCUGCUUUUCAACCUCAUUAGUUCCUCCUCGUCCUUCCGCGAGGGCGAGGCCUGGACGCCCGUGUGCCUGCCCAAAUUCAACGCAGCCGGCUUCUUCCAUGCACAUAUCUCUUACCUAGAGCCUGACACCGACCUCUGCCUGCUGUUUGUCUCCACUGACCGUGAGGACUUCUUUGCAGUCUCUGACUGCCGCCGCCGCUUCCAGGAGCGCCUUCGCAAGCGUGGAGCCCACCUGGCCCUGCGAGAGGCGCUGCGCACACCCUACUACAGCGUUGCCCAAGUGGGCAUCCCUGACCUGCGUCACUUCCUCUAUAAGUCAAAGAGCUCGGGACUCUUCACCAGCCCUGAGAUUGAGGCCCCGUACACCAGUGAAGAGGAGCAGGAGCGGCUGCUGGGCCUCUACCAGUACCUGCACAGCCGUGCCCACAAUGCCUCUCGCCCACUCAAGACCAUUUACUACACGGGCCCCAACGAGAACCUCCUGGCCUGGGUGACAGGCGCCUUUGAGCUCUACAUGUGUUACAGCCCCCUGGGGACCAAGGCAUCAGCUGUCAGUGCCAUCCAUAAGCUGAUGCGCUGGAUCCGCAAAGAGGAAGACCGCCUCUUCAUUCUCACGCCCCUCACCUAUUGAUGGGAAUGUGUGCAGGCUCGGCCUUCCCAGGCACACUGGGUGUGGGAAGCCGUAGGAGCCUCCAGAUGGGGGCUGGCCUCUCUUGCCCAGCCAGCAGGCAGGGACUGUGGGUUGGUGAGUGCAUUAAAGUGCUUUGGGGAAGACA
Macaca mulatta (Rhesus monkey) is the source of this 2746-nucleotide messenger RNA. It is a transcript of the gene MON1A, whose product is annotated as MON1 homolog A, secretory trafficking associated. Gene Ontology annotation, cellular component: Mon1-Ccz1 complex. Gene Ontology annotation, biological process: protein targeting to vacuole; vesicle-mediated transport; protein secretion. NCBI's taxonomy places the organism in Eukaryota, Metazoa, Chordata, Mammalia, Primates, Cercopithecidae. The record is from RefSeq and is a predicted model, not a curated record.